AUGAUUAUUCAUCGAUAUCAUCGUUCAUUGUUUAAAUUUCUUAUGUUUUUUGGUUUACCAUAUAGUGCUACAAUGACAACAAAAUCAAAUCAUAAUAAUUAUCAAUUAUUGGAAAAAGUAGUUGGUUAUGAAAAUCGUAAAAAUGAUAUUCUACUUUUUUCGAAUUCAAUUCAAUCGUCAUCAAAUACUAUUGUUUAUUAUUUUGGUGGAGACAUACAAGAUUUACCAGAACGUAUGAAUUCAUCGAAAGAAAAUCGUAAAUAUCAACGUUGGAAUUUAGUGUCAACUGGUGAGAUUCUUUGUCGUCGAUUCUUAGAUUCUUCAAUUGCUAUUAUACGACCUAAUGAAAUGAUAGAUGGAACUUUUUCAAGAUUUUCGAAUUUUGUACCUAAAACAACUGAUUAUGGUGAUCCGAUUUCAUAUGACACAAACAAUCUAAUUGGUCUUCAUCAUUUACGUGCACUUGAUGAACAAAUUAUGAAACAAACCACAUCGUUGUCGGAUAUAAUUAUUGUUGGUUUUAGCAAAGGUUGUGUCGUACUCAAUCAACUUCUUCAUGAAUUAGCUGCUUUACGCUCAAUGAAAGCGGAUGUUGACCUUUCCAAGUUUGUAUUACGUAUUCGUACAUUUAUUUGGCUUGAUGGAGGACAUAAUAAUGGAAAUCGAAUAAUGAUUUGGCCAACAGAUGAAAAUCUUGUUUCAACUCUUGUAUAUUAUAAAAUAAAAACUGAAAUAUACGUUACACCAUUUCAAAUAAAUUCACAAAAUCCAUACAAACAAUAUCAUACUCAACAAUAUAAAAAAUUUUCGGAAUUAUUACUUGUUCAAUCAACAAAUUCAACUGAAAAUGAUCAUAAGAUAAUAAAUAAAAUGUUUUUUGCUGAUGAACCACCUUCAAUAGAUAAACAUUUUGAAUUGUUAACUGUAUUUUAA
This is a messenger RNA of Rotaria sp. Silwood1, 933 nucleotides long. Lineage: Eukaryota; Metazoa; Rotifera; Eurotatoria; Philodinida; Philodinidae. The record is from the annotation of a GenBank genome assembly.